Molecule: messenger RNA, 3820 nt
Organism: Verruconis gallopava
Lineage: Eukaryota; Fungi; Ascomycota; Dothideomycetes; Venturiales; Sympoventuriaceae
Exons: 2
Coding region: 362-1615 (417 amino acids)
Biological process (GO): lipid metabolic process
Molecular function (GO): phosphoric diester hydrolase activity
Source: RefSeq, a predicted model, not a curated record
CAACAGUCGGCAGUUGUUCGAUGACCGAUCGGACUUAGCAAAGGUCCGGCACAUGUCCUCAAGUAAGAUCCAGGCUUAGUCCCAAACGUGUCACCUUGAACGCGCAAGCCUUUACCAGAGCUGGUUAUAGACACGGUCAGAGAGGACGGACAAGGCGCUACGGCUACGCGCAGGAUUCGUAAGCGUCCUGGUCACUUCAGAUUCGCUGUUGCAAACACCGUCACGGCUUCUUAUACCCGCGCGUCCGGGCUCUCAAAACUUCAUGUCGACAGCUUCAUUCCAAAUUGCCUAGCAUUGAUUUGCUACCGAUUUCACGACCCGGUCCGCAAAGAUUGACGGCCAAGGUCGCCUGGUGCUACAGAUGAUGGACGAGAACGCUUCUCCGCAGGCAGCUAGUGCCUUGGCUGCUUCUUCUCCCAUGUCGCCCAAGAGUUUUGAGGCCCAGCAACCACUGCUACUCGAGCUGGACGUCGAGGAUGGCAUCGAGCGGCGCCGGAGCCGCCGAUCGAGGCCAAGAUGGGGUCGUCAUAAUCAGCAGCCCACGUCGGCUCAGGUGCACCAGUUCUGCAACCGGAUGUUUCUCAGAUCGCUUGUGUGGUUUAUGAAGAUUUCGGCCGGAUUUAUAUCAGGAUUUAUUUUUGCAUUGUUUGUCAUUCCAUUUUGGCCCACCCCCAGCGAGGACCACUUCGACGAUGCGUUCCGAAACUUCCAGACCUCGCUGGGCAUAUCACCCUUUGAUCCAGACUACCCCACAGAAUACAUGAAGAGUGUGCUGCCGAUACCGUGUCAUUCGCACAAUGACUAUUUGCGUCGGCGACCCUUAUGGUCGGCAUUGGGAUCGGGAUGUAUUGCCGUCGAAGCAGACGUUUGGCAUAUUGGAGCGGACCUAUAUGUGGGACAUACUCAGGAUGAAGUAGUACGAUCCAAGACGCUCACCAACCUCUACAUUGAGCCGUUGACAGAGCUCUUGGACCACAGAAAUAUGAACCGGAUGGAAUGGUCCGAAAUGAAAGGCGUGUUCUACCAAGACCCAUCGCAGACGCUGGUGCUCCUGGUCGACCUCAAGACGCCCGAUUGCUGGGAUCUUCUUUACGAACAGAUUGAGCCACUGCGCCAGAAGGGAUACCUGACAUACUGGGACGGCAGUACUCGCAUCAUACGUCCUGUUACCGUUGUGGCCAGUGGCUCCGCGCCAUUCGAUAUCUUGAUUAGCAACCAGACUUACAGAGAUAUUUUCUACGAUGCUCCGCUCGACGCUCUCGACGACUGCAUCGACGGUGAAUGUGAAUCGAGCCAGGUGUCUGAAGGAGCCAUACCGUACAAAUACAAUCCAUCGAACUCGUAUUAUGCAUCUUCUAGUCUGGCUCGAGCCAUUGGAGCGAUUCCGGGAUUCAGACUCACCAACUCACAACUGGAGCUUAUUCGCAGACAAAUCGACGAGGCUCGGAAGCGAGGACUGAUUCCUCGAUAUUGGGGUACCCCUAGAUGGCCACGCGGAUUGCGUGAUGAACUGUGGGGCGUGUUGCUCCAUGAGGGCGUUGGCGUGUUGAAUGUUGAUGACCUACGGGCUGCUCGCAAAGGCAACUGGGGCAUCUGGUCGCAACCUUCGUUUUGACAUGCUAUCUGAGCCAUGAAUCUCCCGUGUAUCUAAAACAGGCACGGCAUCCAAUGUUCACGACCUGCUAUGUAACAAAGCUGUAAUAACAAAAUUGAGGUUCGAUGUUCAAACAGCUCUCGGUUUCCGGUUUCCAAUCUAUCCCAUACAUUUAUCGGCGAAGGAAGCAAUCGCUACCAUAAGACUAAGUGUCCACAGUGGUUUCUGAGCCAACUUUGACAUGCAGACCAUGAAAACCAAACCCGACAACACCACCUACUUCUGCUCUACCAAGUUCUUGCAUCGUCCUUGCGUCCAAGCAAAGAAGGUAGCUUGACUCUUUCAGGCCAUCGAGAACCACACUCAACAAGACCCCGUCGUCCUCAGCACUGCCCUCUGGAUCCGCCACGAAAAUAGGCUCGCCGGGAGUGUGUGCGAAUGUACCCCAGUAUUUUGGCGUGUGCGUCUUCGAGUCCCACUUGACUAAGCCGUCCGCGAGGGAUGAGAGUCUCCGGUCAACAAUGCCAUACGUGUACCUGUGCGGUCGGGUGACGAAUCGGGGGUUCAAUGUGGGAAGCUCGGGCGAAGCAUCCUUCGGCGCAGUAUAUUCAACAACGACUACUCCUGGUUUUUCCGACGCUGAAGCAAUAUCUCGUAGGCGAUAUCUCCGAAGGAAGCCUCGCGCUGCGUCACCUUUUGGACCCUGGAAAUUCUUAUUCCCUGGUGCGGUGGACAGCAGAUUAUCGUAAUAAAAUUUGUGAAGGACAUCGAGGCUGGAAUACUCGGACAGCUCGCAAACAAUGUCAACCUUUGACCGGUCUAAAGGUGAAACUUCUGUCCAGGCGUUGACCGUGUGGAAGCAGAAAAACGCAGGCGAUUCAUACUUUGCGAUGAGGCCCUUACUGUGGCGACGAUCGAUAACGUACCAGAUUGUUCGCUGCUUGCUAUCGAAAGGGGAUAUGCUGUCAAGGAUAUUCUGAUUAUACAGGAUGCUGGCACCGCCAGAUUUGAUGUGACUGUUCCAGACGCAGAGGAUCACAUGGUCCUGAGUCAAAAGAAUAGAGUGCAAGUACGCUGGCUUUCCUGGGAAAGAUGCAAGAAUUUCCGUCUUUCCUGUCGAAGCUGACACGUGAAAUAUGCGAUAUGUGGGCUGGCGUCCAAGAUCGAGAUUGAAAUUAUAGACAUCACCAGUCUCCGGAUCGGACUUUGCGUGUGCUGCUGAUAGAGGUCCCUUCAGGCUUGGAUGCAACGACGCUUGCGAGGCGAUGCCAAUAGGCUCCAGGGUCUCGGGAUCAAGCUGCUUGAAGUUACUGGCGUCAGUCUUGGCCCACAGGGUUUGGAUGCCGGAAGCAUGCCGCACAUCUUGUCUGCCAACGUGCGGUGGCGACGUUCCCGGCAUAUUGAAGGACAAAGUAACACCAAUAUUUGCGGCUGCAGGAUCAAUGGCCCGUUUCUGCGCAGUCGACACUUCAAAUACAGUCAUCACCUUAGAAAAGAAGCUUUGACAUGGAUCUCUUUUCUGGGCAAAGGUGAACCCUUUCAGUGUGCCCGUUUCUUUGAUACUCUCAAUGAGUUUAUCGACAGUACUUCGCGAGUUGUAUGUGACUUUUGAAGAGCCACUGCCGUCAGGCGUGAUCUCGAAGCGAUGCACUUUCGACAAGCCGUCGAACCAGUGUGACAUCGAAAAUGUGCUGCCCUUUGAAGUAUCAAUCUUGUAGGCACUUGGUCCUGUUCUGUAAAGAACACCAGCAGCAUACGCUGGUAUCUUUCCAGUGACCUUCAAGUCGACCGGCGUGCGCUGUUCGAAGAAAGUGUUGAACUAUUAACUGUCAUUCUAUUAGUUCCACUACAGAAAGAUGAUAAUACUUACUCCAACAUCGUUAGGCCAUUUGGACCAAUCACCAUCGACAUCUUCAUGGAUGGAGUCGCUUCGAUUAUAAUUCUGUGUUUCCAUGUUGCAUGCAAGUAGAACAAAGCCGUCGCUGCAGGUAUAAACUUGAGAUCGACAACACUACGGAUGCAAUCCAAGUAUUCAAAUAUGCGCGAAAUUUGAAACGGACAUUGCCAUCAAUCUACGAUCUUUAUAGAGAACUUGCAGCAGAAGGUUUCAAGAACUCACGUCCCGAUUUGGACCAUUCUGCGCUCGGCGAACAUAGAUCCUCCGGAAUGUCAGGGAGAAGAGCACAAGCAUCGUGAAUUUUGGGACAAUGGAGCGCAACUAUGAGC